This is a messenger RNA of Solanum pennellii, 297 nucleotides long. Its product is annotated as rRNA-processing protein UTP23 homolog. The transcript has 3 exons. Bases 1 to 297 code for a protein of 98 amino acids. Lineage: Eukaryota; Viridiplantae; Streptophyta; Magnoliopsida; Solanales; Solanaceae. The record is from RefSeq and is a predicted model, not a curated record.
AUGAAAUACAUGCUUGAAUUGUUUGCCAAAUCUUCUGAAGAAGAACGUCUUCCUAUAACUGACCUGGAGGAUCAGAUUACCAAUACAAAUGUGGAGAGCAAGGACAAAGUUCGCAAGAGAAAGAAAGCUAAGGAUAGGGGUCCAAAUCCACUUUCAGUACUCAAGAAGAAAAAGAAGCCUGUGGUUACAAAUGACAAGAAGUUAAAUAAUGGUGAGGGAAGUGUGAAAAGGAAGAGGAGAAGGAAGAGAAGGAAGACGUCACACAAAGAAGAUGUUGUUGAAGGCAUCCACCAGUAA